Molecule: messenger RNA, 4442 nt
Organism: Synchiropus splendidus (mandarinfish)
Lineage: Eukaryota; Metazoa; Chordata; Actinopteri; Syngnathiformes; Callionymidae
Gene: blm
Product: BLM RecQ like helicase
Exons: 21
Coding region: 250-4326 (1358 amino acids)
Biological process (GO): DNA replication; telomere maintenance; double-strand break repair via homologous recombination
Cellular component (GO): cytoplasm; chromosome; nucleus
Molecular function (GO): four-way junction helicase activity; DNA binding; ATP binding
Source: RefSeq, a predicted model, not a curated record
UCAGUAGAGAAUGGGCGCAAAAUUCUGUCUCCCACUCACCCGAUAUGAGCUCAGCUGGGACCAAGACCAAGCUGGAACCUGCUCUAACUACCACUAUAUUGACAUAAAUACUUUUGAUUCGCAGUUCGGACCAAAGUCGACAGGCAGUUUCCGCUUGUUGUUUGGUGGUGUUGUCAAUGCUAAAGGAGCCUAGCCGCCACAGCGUGAGCGACGCUCGGCAAUGCUAGCUUGCUAACUGUGCUCAAAACAAUGUCCUUUCUCCCACAAAAUAACUUGGAGGAGCAGCUGGCCAGGCACAGCAAUGCUGUCCCGAGCAAACGGUCUAUGUCUAAACCCAAAACAGGGGCUUUUUGCUUCAAAAAGAAAUCCACUGUUACAAGCAAGUUGGAUGUACCAAAGAAGGUAAUUGGCUCAAAUGUUUUGGAAAGCCGAAAUGUAAAUAUCCACAAUGUGGUGACCAAGUCUUCUUUGACAUUCUCUAAUAAGCUUGAAAGACCUAAAACUUCCAACAUCAACAGCUUCUUCUCUGUUAAUACAAAAGCCACUAGCUGUACUCCUGCAGCCCUGCCGUCACCUGCUGUGUCUGUACAGAAACAUGACAAUUCAAAAAACACCGUCUGCAACACAACCAGUCUCGAUGCAUCUCUGGGAUUCCCCAUGGACGACUGGGAUGACUUGGAUGAUUUUGAACCCCCUGCCAAAUCCAAAAAUGACUCGUUCGGGUCCAACGGUUCUGGGAAGAGUGGCAAGCAACCACAAUUUUCCAUUGAAGAAAAAUCAGAAUCCAAAAAGGAUGCUGACAUCCCAUCGACUGUUAACUCGAUCAAGGAUUCACCAGCAUGCAGUCAAGAGGAUUCCCCGGUUCGAAAGCCCAAAAGACGUCUUCCUGCUUACAUGAUGUCAGUUAUGAUUGACAGUGAAGAUGAACUUGAUGACAUGCCGAAGCACCUUGAGGAAGAGACAGGUGAUAAGAAUAAAUCGGUUGACCCAAAUCCAAUCGCUCUAGAUGAAAAUUCAGUACCUGAUGACGACUUUGACUGUGUUCCUCCUUCUCCAAUCCGUGACGAGAGCUUUCACAGCAGAUCGGCUAUUGAAAACAAAAAAGCAACAUCUGGAAGACGAGGAGAUCUUUUGAAGUCAAAAGAACCAACCGUCGCUCCGCAAAAUCCAUCUGAUCAACAACUGAAAAGCAAUGCAAAUGACCAACUUCUCAGCAUCAUGGAGUCAAUAUGCAGCCUGGUUGAUUCCAUCCCUGAACAUGAGCUUAUAGGUCUGACUUGUGGGAAUGAACUUCUACUGAAGAGGGCACAAAGGAAGAGGAUACUUGCGACUGGUAAUUGUAUCCCUCUCCGGGGGUCGCAGCAGCCGGACAGCACUGUGGUCUCUGAUACCAGUUUUAAAGAUAAAUCUUCUUCCAGUUGUGAAACUUCCAAUUUCAGUUCUUUGAGCUGCUACACGUCUGUAAAGGAACCUCAGUCGAAGCGGUCUUCAGUCAUCACAGUGGACUAUGACUCGGACCACUGUAAUAGUCUCAUCAGUGAAAAUAAUCUGCACUGUAACAAGAAUAAGGACACAUUUAUGGAUUACGAAACUGUCUGUGACUCUCCAUCGGUGGGCACUCUUUCGAAACCUGCCGUAUCUGAGAAUCCAACCAUCGACCUUGAUGACCCAGAUCUCUUCUUCUCACCCAAGAAAACGGAGACAUGUAAAGCGAGCAAAUCUAAGAGUCCACCACCAACUGAAGCUCCGGACGAAUUUUUCAUUGAUGACUUUGACAUCGAUAACCUCAGUGACUCGGACAUUCCUGACUAUUUUGAUGAACCGCAAAGCUCUUCGGCCUUUGCUGCCAAGACCAGCUCUGUGACUUCAUCUAUAAAAGAAGGGCCAAGCAAAACCUCCUGGGAGAUGAAGCAAGCCACACCCAUGUCCACCCCCAAACCUCCAAAAAUCAACUCGCCUGAACCCACGUUUAGAAACCCUGCUCACGAUCGAUUCAGGGGCUUCAACUUUCCACACUCUCAGGAGAUGAUGAAGAUUUUCCACAAGCGUUUCGGUCUCCAUCAAUUCAGAUUCAAUCAGCUGGAGGCAAUAAAUGCAACAAUACUGAAGGAGGAUGCGUUUGUUCUGAUGCCUACAGGAGGUGGGAAGAGUUUGUGCUACCAGCUUCCAGCCUGUGUGUCAACAGGAAUCACCGUGGUGGUCUCACCUCUCAAGUCACUGAUAGUGGACCAGAUCCAGAAGCUCACCACUCUAGAUAUCUCAGCCACGAGCCUUUCUGGUGACAAAAGUGACAGCGAAGCAUCAAGAAUAUAUAUGCAGCUUUCCAGGAAAGACCCCGUCAUCAAACUUCUCUACGUCACUCCAGAGAAGGUCAGUGCAAGUAACAAGCUGAUCUCAGCCCUGCAAAACCUGUAUGAGCGAAGCCUCUUGGCUAGAUUCGUCAUCGACGAGGCUCACUGUGUCAGUCAGUGGGGGCAUGACUUCCGCCCAGACUACAAGAAACUGCACGAGCUCAGGAGGAAGUUCCCCAACGUGCCGAUGAUGGCCCUAACUGCCACGGCCACGCCACGUGUGCAGAAGGACAUCUUGAACCAACUCAACAUGACUCGGCCUCAAGUAUUUACCAUGAGCUUCAACAGAACCAACCUGAAGUACGCAGUGUUACCAAAGAAACCUAAGAAGGUGGACGAAGACUGCAUCAGCUGGAUAAAGAAGCACUAUCCACGAGACUCCGGUAUCGUCUACUGUCUUUCCCGGAACGACUGUGACGCCAUGGCUGAGAGUCUGCAGAGGGCAGGGAUUUUAGCUCUGUCAUACCACGCUGGCCUGAGUGAUGGCGACAGAGAGUACGUGCAGACCAAGUGGAUCAAUCAGGACGGCUGCCAGGUAAUAUGCGCCACGAUAGCUUUCGGCAUGGGCAUCGACAAGCCCGACGUGCGGUACGUGAUCCACGCCAGUCUCCCGAAAUCAGUAGAAGGCUACUACCAGGAGUCAGGCAGGGCUGGCAGAGAUGGAGAGAUCUCCCAAUGUGUCCUCUUCUACUCAUACACUGACGUCCACCGCAUCAAAAGACUCAUCAACAUGGACCGAGAGGGAGACCGAAACACCAAAGCCACUCACGUCAACAAUCUGCACAGUAUGGUGCACUUCUGCGAGAACGUGAUGGAGUGCAGGAGAAUCCAGCUGCUGGCUUAUUUCGGGGAGCUGAAAUUUAACAAGUCCUUCUGCAAAGAUCAUCCUGAUGUCAGCUGCGAUAACUGCGCCAAACCCACUCAAUACAAAAUGAGAGAUGUAACGGAUGACGUCAAGACGAUUGUGAAGUUCGUUCAGGUGAACUGCGAGAAAGUGGGCACGAGAUACGGCAGGACGGCACAACAGACCCGGCUGACACUGAACAUGCUGGUGGAAAUCUUCAUAGGUGCCAAGUCUGCCAAAGUGCAAACAGGAAUGUUUGGGGUGGGUGGAGCCUACUCCAGGCACAAUGCUGACCGCCUUUUCAAGAAGCUGGUUCUGGACCACAUCCUCCAGGAGGACCUUUACAUCACCAAUGGUGGACAGGCUGUCUCGUAUAUCUCUGCAGGGCCGAAAUCCAUGAACGUCUUGUCUGGACACAUGCAGGUGGAGUUUUAUGAGACGGAGAGCGCUUCCAGCAUCAGGAAGCAGAAAGCCGCGGUGGCGCACAAGGUCUCCCAGAGAGACGAGAUGGUUCAGAAAUGUCUGACGGAGCUGACGGACCUGUGCAAGCAGCUGGGCAAAGCUUUUGGCAUUCACUACUACAACAUCUUCUCCACGGCCACCUUGAAGAAGAUAGCUGAGAAGCUCUCUUCUGACCCGGCCGUUCUGCUCCAAAUCGACGGUGUGACUGAGGACAAGCUGGACAAGUAUGGAGCUGAAGUGGUUCAGGUUCUCCAGAAGUACUCGGAGUGGCAGCUCCCAGUCGAGGAGCAGGCCGACAACUGCGACGACGGCUGGAUCGACACUCGCCGCUCCACCAUCGACUACGAAGACGACGAGGACGCAGAGUCUUCGACUUACUUCCGUAAUCAAUCUGCUCAGGGACAGAAGAGGAAGAAGGCGCCGUUCUUCAAGUAUUCCAAGAAGAAAAAGGGCUACGGCGGCUCGGGCUCCUACAGCAAAGGUCGUGGCAACGGCGGCAACAAAUCCUGGUCCAACUCGAGCGGUGGAUCCAGACCGCAGUCUGCGGGUCGCGGGUCCCGAGGUGCAGCCGGAGACUCAUCGACAGGAAGGAGGCCGGGGUUCUUGGCUGCGCCGACGCCGCAAAAUAACCAGAGGCCCUUUCUGAAGCCCAGCUUCUCUCACCUGUGAUGCAACACUUGUGACAACACUUUUCAAUAAUGUCUACUUCUUCAUGUUUAUAUUGUACAAAAGCGUUUUCUACUGUUCUGGCCACCAUCAGAAAUUUAAAUAUUAAAGUCCUUUUA